AUGUGGCUGCGCUCGCCGUGGGGAUGUUUUGCGUUGCCCCAGCCGCGCGGGGAGGGGCUUGCCGAUUCCCCCGCGUGUUUGUUUGGGUGUCUGCAGCGGCACCGGGGGGUAAAAUGCGGAGCCCCAACCGCUGCUGCCCUGCCGCGCGUUGCUGCGGAGCGAACUCGUGUGGCGCGGCGCACUGGCGGGUUGACGGUUGGGCCGACUGCGGGGACCGUGGAGGCUGCGGCAGCCCGUGCCCGGGCUCUGCUGAUUUGUUGUUGUUGUGGUGCUCGGCGGCGGAUGCAUGCGGGCCGCUCGGGGCACGUGUUUGUUUUGUUUUUUGCCCUGCGCAUUUGUUUGUUGCGGUGCUCGCCACGCGGCGGCGAUGCUGGCGCCCCGCACGAGGAGGAGCUCGCAGCCGCCGCCCCGCAGGAAAAGACGCGGGCCGCGGCAGGCCCCGCCGGUCAGACGCGCGGCUUCCCCGCGGGCACCGUCACCCGCACCUUCGCGUGGCUGACCGCACCCUCACGGCGCUGCUCAACCGUCGCUGUGGGCUUCUCGUGCGGGCGCCGGACUGUCGCCUCUACCGUCCCCCGCUUGCGUGUCCUGCGCUGCCCCCACUGCCGCGCCCGAACCCAUCGCCGCCGUCGUUGCUUUGCUUCUCUCCACACUUAUCUUCGCACACACGCACGCAACCGACGCGCACGCGAUGCGCCUGUGGUGCAGUGCAGGUGGAUGGCCUUUUCGCAGCCUGCGCUGGCAGUGCCGUGUGCGGCUGCUGCUGCGGUUUCCUCGCGGGCCGUGAAGAGAAGGGAAUGGAAUGGAAGGAAAACCGCACAGCACGUGGGGGAGUGCGCUGUGACUAACUCGUUUUCCUUGCGGGAGCCGCCUCAUUUGGGUGGUGGCGGCGGGCCCACUUCCCGUGUGCGUGUGCGUGUGGGGGCGGCUGCUCUUCGCUGCUCCGUCGUGGGUGGCUGCCGGCGCUGUGUGGUGAGUGCGGCGGUGGGGCCGCAGACGGCGGUGUGGGAGUGA
Trypanosoma conorhini is the source of this 1014-nucleotide messenger RNA. RefSeq lists its product as uncharacterized. The transcript has a single exon. The coding region runs from base 1 to 1014 and encodes 337 amino acids. NCBI's taxonomy places the organism in Eukaryota, Euglenozoa, Kinetoplastea, Trypanosomatida, Trypanosomatidae. The record is from RefSeq and is a predicted model, not a curated record.